CGACAAAUGCCACUUUGGGACCAGCAGUCCUGAAGGAGCCGCACGGCUCUCGAAGUCUCUGCCGGACUGUAGACUGGAUGAACGCGGCAUUGUUUCACUCUCGGAGCCAGCAUCUGUCCCGCACCUUCAUGUCUGACUCCUCUGUGACCUGGAAAGUACGCGUUCUCUCAGGGCUCUGCUGCUGACGAGGACAAGAAGAAGAUAAGAUCCAGCUGAAGAGCGUUAGCUCUUUAAACUGGAUAAAACUAUCUUAAGUCUUCUUUUUCACAUUUUCGUCUACACCUUUAUGAGUGAAAGCUGGCGCCAUGGUCACCUUCCCGAGAAGUUUGUUCUGGAUGCUUUGCUUCUAUCCAAAUCUGAGAUGUGACGCUGAUCCAGGCCUGUCAGUGGAUACGGAUGGUCUGCCUGAAGCUCAGAGUGGAGCUGCACCUACACCUGAAGGUUAUUUUCUGGAGUUCCAGGAGCCAGUCAACAAUAUCACCCACUUCCAGGGCCAGACAGCCACACUGCACUGUAAAGUGGCAGGAAAUCCACGACCGUCCAUCCGAUGGCUAAAGAACGAUGCCCCUGUGGCCCAGGAGCAGGGACGCAUAACCAUUCGUAAGACAGAGGCAGGAUCCAAGCUCCGCAUUCAGGACCUGGACACAACAGACACUGGCUAUUACCAGUGUGUUGCCUCCAACUCACUGAAGGUCAUCGCUGCCACAGGUGUCCUGUACGUCAAACUAGGACAAUUGCCCACGCAUGGACCAGAUGAACCGUCUCAUAAAAAAGGUUUCUGCCAGCCAUACCGAGGCAUUGCCUGUGCUCGCUUCAUUGGUAACCAGAGCAUCUAUGUUGAGUCUCUGCAGAUGCAGGGGGAGAGUGAAAACCGCAUCACAGCUGCCUUCACUAUGAUUGGCACCUCCACCCACCUGUCAGAUCAGUGUUCCAGGUUUGCCAUUCCGUCCUUCUGCUAUUAUGUCUUCCCUCUGUGUGAUGAGGGCACUCAGAGCCCUCGGCGGCGUCAGCUCUGUCAAGAUGAGUGCGAGGCACUGGAGAAUGAUCUGUGCCAUGCUGAGUACACCAUUGCCCGAUCCAAUCCCAUGAUCCUCAUGCAGCUGGAGCUCCCCAGCUGUCACCUGCUGCCACGGCCGGGCACACCUGAUGCUGCUUCCUGUAUGAGGAUAGGAGUGCCACCAGAAAAACUGGGUCCAUAUUCCCCCUCAGAUCACAGCUGCUACAAUGGAAGUGGGGCUGACUACAGGGGUACAGUCAGCAUCACUAAAUCUGGUCAUCACUGUCAGCCGUGGAGUGCUCAGUACCCUCACAGUCACCACCUGUCCCAGGAAUACCCGGAGCUCUGGGGAAGUCACAACUUCUGUCGUAAUCCAGGAGGCCAGAUGCAGGCGCCCUGGUGCUUCACCCUAGACCCUCAGGUCAGGGUGGGCCUGUGUGACAUCCAACCUUGUAAGCCUCCAGAGAACCCUAGGAAGGAAAUCCUGUUCAUUCUAAUACCUGCAAUUGCCAUCCCAUUGGUCAUCGCUUGCCUGUUCUUUCUGGUUUGCAUGUGUCGCAAUAAGCAAAAGGCAUCGAUUGAGUCACCACCUCGCUGCCAGCUCACCAGUGCACCUAGCCAGGACAUGGAGCUGUCACUCCUCAAUCAGCAAAAAUACCAGGCCAAGCUGCGGGAGAUUAACAUGUCAGCAGUACGGUUUAUGGAGGAGCUUGGUGAGGAUCGGUUCGGCAAGGUUUACAAGGGCCACCUGUAUGGCACUGCACCUGGUGAGCAGACCCAAGUUGUGGCCAUCAAGACAUUAAAAGACAAGGUUGAUGCAACUCUCUGUGAGGAAUUUCGGCAUGAAGCCAUGCUCCGUUUUCACCUACAGCACCAAAACAUUGUUUGUUUGCUGGGUGUGGUUACCAAAGACCAUCCAAUGAGCAUGUUAUUCACAUACACCAGUCUUGGUGACCUGCAUGAAUAUCUGGUGAUACGAUCCCCCAACUCAGAUGUUGGCAGCUUAGAUGAUGAUAAGACAGUCAAAUCCACACUGGAGCAGGCUGAUUUCCUUCACAUUAUCACACAGAUUUCUGCUGGAAUGGAGUACCUUUCCAGCCAGCAAGUUGUUCACAAAGACCUUGCUGCCCGAAACAUUCUGAUCUUUGACAAACUAAGCGUCAAGAUCCUGGAUCUGGGCUUGUUUAGAGAUGUCUACUCUGCUGAUUACUACAAUCUAAUGGGCACCAGCCCUUUCCCCAUUCGUUGGAUGUCCCCAGAAGCUAUUAUGUAUGGCAAGGUCUCCACUGACUCCGACAUCUGGUCUUAUGGUGUCUUGCUGUGGGAGACUUUCAGCUACGGUCUGCAGCCAUAUUGUGGCUACUCUAAUCAGGAUGUGAUCGAGAUGGUUCACAGCCACCAGCUUCUGCCUUGUCCAGAUGAUUGCCCAGCCUGGAUUUACACGCUUAUGCUGGAGUGUUGGAAUGAAUAUCCAGCUCGAAGGCCUCGCUUCAAGGACAUACACACACGUCUGCGCACCUGGGAGAGCCUGUCCAACUAUAACAGCUCUGCUCAGACUUCUGGCACCAGCAACACUACCCAGAUCAGCUCUCUCAGCACUAGCCCUGUUAGCAGCAUCAGUAUGAGCACAGCAAAUACAUCGCGCUACACCAGUCCUAAAAAGAGUUCACCAUUCCAUCAGCCCCAGUUCAUGCCCAUGAAGAGUCAAAUCCAUCGACCAAUGGUGCCCCCGCAGCUUUACAUCCCUGUUAAUGGAUAUCACCCCAUGCCAGCUUACCCUUAUCUGCAGAACUUUUACCCUGUGCAAAUACCCAUGCCCAUGCCCAACCAGCAGAUGCAACACCCACCACAGAUGGUUCCCAAAGCUGGUUCUCAUCAUAGUGGUAGUGGAUCGACAUCUACAGGUUACGUCACCACUGCCCCGUCCAACACUUCUGUCACAGAGCGAGCAACUUUACUUAAUGAGGACUCCAAGACCAUAGAUGAGGACCUGGUUGACAGGACAUCCCAGGAAGACCUACAUGAAAAUAAGGACUUGGCAGUGCCUGAAACAGAAUUGCUAGGUGACAAUGACCCUCCACAGACUGAUGAAUUGGUGAUUCACUUAUCAGACACAUAAGUAUAGUGUUAUUUGAAGAACAGUGGAGCUGGAAUAUUCUGUUAGCUGUGCUUGCCAAAAAUUCAAAAGCUACAUAAAGUGACCAUUUUUGCAGUACAGUGACUGAAUGUUUUUGUAUGAGUUUCUUUGAUAUUACUGAUGCAUUUGAACGUCAAGUGUGUCUUGUGUUAAACUCCUGUGUCAAUGAUUAAGCAAAAUUAAUCAUGCAAUCCUCUUCAGACUUGUUUUUUUUAAUGCCGCCAGUCAGAAGAGUUUGUGUUCUUGCCAUUGCCCACACAAAAACAUUUUCUUAUCCCUUAUCCACACACUUUCGAGCAGGUAUGUCAAACUGAUUCCAUAAAGGGCCGUGUGGCUGCCGGUUUUCGUUCCAACCAAGGAGGAGCACACCAGGCUGGAAUCAAUUAAUCAGCUAAUCUCAGUCUUCAGUUGAUAACUAAG
Chelmon rostratus (copperband butterflyfish) is the source of this 3554-nucleotide messenger RNA. It is a transcript of the gene ror2, whose product is annotated as receptor tyrosine kinase-like orphan receptor 2. Bases 306 to 3116 code for a protein of 936 amino acids. The record is from RefSeq and is a predicted model, not a curated record. Gene Ontology annotation, cellular component: signaling receptor complex. Gene Ontology annotation, biological process: positive regulation of kinase activity; protein phosphorylation; cell surface receptor protein tyrosine kinase signaling pathway. The transcript is spliced from 9 exons. Gene Ontology annotation, molecular function: protein binding; transmembrane receptor protein tyrosine kinase activity; ATP binding. Lineage: Eukaryota; Metazoa; Chordata; Actinopteri; Chaetodontiformes; Chaetodontidae.